Messenger RNA from Oryzias melastigma (Indian medaka), 1650 nucleotides. RefSeq names its product syntaxin-11. Lineage: Eukaryota; Metazoa; Chordata; Actinopteri; Beloniformes; Adrianichthyidae. The transcript is spliced from 4 exons. Gene Ontology annotation, cellular component: synaptic vesicle; SNARE complex; presynaptic active zone membrane. Gene Ontology annotation, molecular function: SNAP receptor activity; SNARE binding. The record is from RefSeq and is a predicted model, not a curated record. The coding region runs from base 493 to 1392 and encodes 299 amino acids. Gene Ontology annotation, biological process: exocytosis; synaptic vesicle fusion to presynaptic active zone membrane; intracellular protein transport.
CCAACACCCCGAGGGGCUAUAGGGUAUCCAGCGCCAGAGGAACCAGAGGAAAUAGGAAUGGAUGGAGGUGGGCCCCUGGGAAGGCUGUCGGAGGCACGCAAAGGAGUUGAGCUUCAGCCUCAGUGAUGUUCAGUGGAUCUCCGUGCGCGGGGCCCCCUCUGUGCGUCUGAGGCUCAGAUUGGCCCCCACUGCUCACACCCUCACUACACAAUCGACGCAGCGUCACUGCAAGUCCAAACCGACGUGACUUCAUUCCUCAAGUCACAUCAUUUUCAGCUGCUUUGUGCGACCCGUCGCAGUCCAUCGCCUCGUUUCCAGUUUGGAUCGGCAGCAUUACGCAUCCAGGACGCGCUUCUGCUACCCCAGAACCGGAGGAUGCUGCUGAGGCGACGCCGGCACCAGAGGACAAGGCUUCAUUUCCGGGGACUUUAGAUCAAAAAAGUUUUUUUCAACUUUUCAUUGGAGAACCAGUAAAUCUUGAGAUCUUCAACCAUGAGGGACCGACUAACUCACCUGCAGAAAAUGUCCAAUGACAACAACAUUGAGCCAAUGGAGUAUGCGGAGUCCACGAUGUCCGACUCCUUCAGCAACAUUGACCUGGAGGAGGAAUUGCCGCAUGAGGCAGUGAUUUUUGACACUAGCCCUGCAUUGGCGGAGAUCUUUUCCCAAUCACAAGACAUUCACAGAGAGAUCCAGCUCAUCCGCCUUGAGGUGAAAAGGCUUCGGGAGCAGAACUCGCGCAUGUUCCAGGGCGUCACCACCAUCAGUACCAUCAAAAGAGACACAAAUGCUAUCGCUGCUGACAUAAAGAAAAGGGCAGAAGGUGUCCUAGCUCGCCUGCACGACAUGGAUGGGGUGGCGCACAAGCUGAAGGAAACACACGGCCCUAACUCUGCCAUCACACGCAUCGCCAGAACCCAGUACGCUUGCCUCAGCAAUGGUUUCCGCGACGUCAUGUUUGACUACAACGAGGCUGAGAUGAGCCACCGAGAGAACUGUAAGACACAGAUCCAGAGGCAGAUGGAGAUAGUGGGCCGUGAGGUGACGGGGGAAGACUUGGAGGAGAUGAUCGAGAAGGGCCAGUGGAACAUCUUCACCGACAACAUCGUGACAGAAGGCAAAACGGCUCGAUCCGCUCUGUCCCAGAUCGAGAAGCGUCACCAGGAGCUGAUGGAUCUGGAGAGUCGCAUCAAAGGCAUCCACGAGAUAUUCCUGGACAUCGCGCUCCUGGUGGAGGAGCAGGGUCCCAUGCUCGACUCCAUCCAGACCAACGUUCAGAAAACGGACGCAAGCUUGCAGGAUGCCCUCGUCAAACUUCGCGCCGCCAGACGUCACGACAGAGACAACCCUUUCAAAAAGAUGUUCUGCAGCUGCUUUCCAUGUUACAAAUAAAGACUAUGACAAAUAUGGUUGGAGGGAUGUCAGACCAAAUUGGAAAAUUAUGGCUACUGUAUUUAUGAACAUGGGCUGUGGGUAACAUUGUUCAUCUAGAAUGGAAGAAAAAGUUUGCCUACAUUGAGAAAAAACUGUACUUUAAUUAAAUUAUUGUUUGUAAGAAGGUUUUGAGACUCAAAUCAAAAUAAAUUCCCCAAUGACUGAGACUUUUUUUUUAGUUUUGUGACCAUUAGACUUUUAGAGCAGGGGUGUCAA